AUGCUCCAAGUUCUCGAGUUAUGUUUGAUUUUUCUACAAUGCCUACUGUACAAAGUGAAUGCAUCGAAUAUCUUGAUUUGGAAUCCUACACUUGGCUACAGUCACGUCAGAUUUUUAGGUAAUAUAGCGGAUGUGUUGACGGCGGACGGACAUAAUGUAACCAUCUUCUCGUCUUCAAUGGACUCGGAAAUUACGACUUUUGGUAAUCGUCUUCCAGCUCGAACGAUCCGAUUCAAAUCGCCUGGAAUCGAUGAAGUGUUUCGAAACUUAGUUUUAAAAGGACCAUCUUUUUGGGACACCCCACAAUGUGAUGAGCUCUGCUUUGGAUGGAGUGACAACGACCUGAUGAACGAGCAAGUUCUCACUUAUUGUAAAGAUCUUCUGGAAGACACUGAACUGUUAAAUUCUUUGAAUGAGUCCAAGUUUGAACUUGUCUACACUGAAGCGAACGACAUUUGCGCUCCUGGGAUAUUUCAGAUCCUUGGAAUCAAGAACAUGGUACUGGCGGUAGCACAUACUAUGGUGCCUCGCAUGUAUGAAGUAACAGGAAUGUCGACACUCCCCAGUUUUAUGCCAGAAAUAGUGACACCAUUUUCUGAUGAUAUGACAUUUGUGGAGCGAAUGGCAAAUUUUAAAAUUAGCAUGCAGUUCAUGUUUCAUAUGCGGAAAUGGGAGCGGAUUUUUUGGGAACAUUUUAACGCAAAAUAUCCUGGGUUUCCCGCGAUACGAGAGAUUUACAACGAAAAAACUGCAUUAAUAAUGACGAACGUACACGAAUUUGCUGAAUCGCCACGUCCCACAACGAAUAUGAUACGGUAUAUUGGGGGAUCAACGUUGUACGAAGCAAAACCAUUAGAAAAGGAUCUGGAUGAUCUUCUCAACGAAAGGGAAGCAACAGUCCUAUUCUCGCUUGGAUCAGUUGCAAAGUCUAAGAAUAUGCCAGAAUGGCUCAGAAAUGAUAUUAUCCAUACUUUUAACUCGUUUCCUAACGUGACGUUCAUUUGGAAAUAUGAAGAUGAUGAUCUUAUCACAUCCGGCUCUCAUCCGAAUAUUCAUCUGAUGAGAUGGAUUCCACAAGUAGACCUAUUAGCUGAUAAACGUCUUUCUCUGUUCAUCACCCAUGGUGGCAUGAAUUCCAUGCUGGAAGCGAUGCACUACGGGAAGCCUGUGAUUGCUAUACCUCUAUUCGGCGAUCAACUUCACAACUCAAGGAAUAUUCCAAGACUUCAAAUCGGGAACAUCCUUGACAGAACACGUAUCAGCCAGAAGACGUUAACGGAAAUGAUUAAGAUGACGUUGGGGAACGAAACGAUUUUACGGAAUGCAGGGUUUGUUGCCUCGCAACUUGCCGGACGACCGCAACAAUAUCGUGAGGAUAUUGCUAGAUGGGCAAAAGUCAUUUUAGAAUAUGGCCGAAUGGAUCAUCUAAUACUACAUUCUAGGAAUAUGAAUUCGAUACAGUAUUAUUGUUUAGAUGUUAUAGCAUUUGUGUUCACUUUUACAAUUAUAGUUUUGUUUUCAGCAUUGUGGCUUUUAAAACAGGUAUUUUGUUAUAUAAGAGCCUCUAAAGAGAAAUUUGACUGA
Molecule: messenger RNA, 1584 nt
Organism: Necator americanus (New World hookworm)
Lineage: Eukaryota; Metazoa; Nematoda; Chromadorea; Rhabditida; Ancylostomatidae
Exons: 12
Coding region: 1-1584 (527 amino acids)
Molecular function (GO): UDP-glycosyltransferase activity
Source: RefSeq, a predicted model, not a curated record